GGCAUGCAUGCAGCAGCUGAGCCUCCAAUAGGGGACACUGGAACACUAGAACUCACAAUGGGAUCGUACUCAAGGCCACAAACAACACCACUGCACCUACAAUGACACCCACUAUGCCGGUGUGGUGCGUAUCCCCAGCCAUCGGAAGUAUACGGAGGAACAACAACAAAGAUAAGAUCGAUAGGUCAACUGCGCUCAGGAGAUGACGCGUCGGAUAAAUCGGCUCGAAGCCAGCGACUCACUCCUCACGACAGCUUCCAAAGCAGCAUCGGCAGCGUCAGCAGGGGUAAGGUGGUGGGGAUGGUUGCAUGGGGGGAUACUGGGAAUGGGAUCCAUCACCGGCGGGGGAAUUGGGGCAGGUCUCCGAGGACAGAGACGGCUGCAUUUAAAGUUGAGCCAGCGAGUGGCCCUCAGACCCCCGCGCAGCAGCACGCCAAGGCCACCGGACAGUCACCCUGCGGUGCAGUCUGUAUUAUUGCCUCAGGAGGCGCCAAGUCUCCGCGCUCCGGAACACCUUGGCGUUUCCGCUGGGGCCACUCGGCCGCUGCACCAAUCAUAUCGCUCGAACUCGGGUCUCGAUGCUCGUACUGGCUCACGUGGCGGAAUGCUGUGGUCGUAUGCGUCAUAAUCCCGAAAGAGGCGAGACUCGCCGACUUCGCGCCCAAGGUUGGCGCCAAGGCAUCGCUUCCGGGGGUUCUGUGAUUGGCGCUUGGCGG
Molecule: messenger RNA, 716 nt
Organism: Aspergillus neoniger CBS 115656
Lineage: Eukaryota; Fungi; Ascomycota; Eurotiomycetes; Eurotiales; Aspergillaceae
Exons: 1
Coding region: 203-628 (141 amino acids)
Source: RefSeq, a predicted model, not a curated record